This is a messenger RNA of Colletotrichum destructivum, 1503 nucleotides long. RefSeq lists its product as uncharacterized. Gene Ontology annotation, biological process: DNA-templated transcription. The coding region runs from base 1 to 1503 and encodes 500 amino acids. The record is from RefSeq and is a predicted model, not a curated record. The transcript has 8 exons. NCBI's taxonomy places the organism in Eukaryota, Fungi, Ascomycota, Sordariomycetes, Glomerellales, Glomerellaceae. Gene Ontology annotation, molecular function: zinc ion binding; DNA binding.
AUGCUCGGAAAACGCGAUGCAGCAUCCCGCAGACUGGCGUGCCUUGCACAAAUUGCGCCAUCGAUAGCGUCGACUGUCAGUUACGCCAACGACGGCGACCCUCAAAGCAUAGGCCUGGUGGCCGACGUUUGCCAACCAGAACGCCCGGGAAAGAGCGGGCAUUUCCUCGUUGCAUCACUGACGAGCCCGGAGCUUGAUAUACCGACUACAGACUUCUUGAAGAGCCGAGGGGUCUUUGAGCUGCCGCCGCAAGACGUUUGCAGUCGCCUGGUGCGGCUCUAUUUCCACCAUGCGCACCCUUUCUUCCCGGUGAUCGAUGCAUCGGCAUUUCUCGACGUUUUCGAGAACAUCGGGGCACAAAAGCUCAGUCUCCACCUUCUUUGGAGCGUGUUCCUUGCGGCUGCCAAUGCAAGUAUCCCCAUCCCUUGCCCGGGUUUCUCUGUUUUCGCCGAGGAUGACAUUCUGCGUUUGACCGGGUUUUCUUCGCGCAAAGCCAUGAAGAAGGCCAUGUUUUUGAGAUCCAAGGCUCUUUACGAUGCGGAGUACGAGCGAAACAAGACCACCCGUAUCCAAGCAAACUUGCUGAUGGGUUUCUGGUACGCCGACACCGAAGACAGGCUCGGGCCAUGGCACUGGAACGCGAAGCUGGAUCCUCGGGAGUUAGGUGAGGCCUGGGAGAGGAUACCCAUCUCGAGACGCCAAAAAUACUUUCCCGUCCAGAUGGAGGCCAUGAUCCCGCUCUGGGUGGACUUGGUUGAUAUCACCAUACAUCAAGCAGAGAUUCUGUCCGUCCAGCAUAGGGUCCUAUCGGUUCGGCAAAGCACACCUGAAGUCGAAAGGAUAGAAGCAACUCGGGCAUUACUGACCCUUUACCGUCCUUUCAUGCUCGUGGACCUUGGCAUGUUACCUCCCUUGGAUGGUGAUACCUCGGAACGACCCAUCAACGCCACGAAGAAGUUGAGAACGGUCGCCCAGCACACCAACAACAUUCUGGGAAACUUGAUCGUUCAUGACAUGCUCAAGGUGUCGCAGGCUUUGAUCUGUAUCGCAAUCGUUCCCGCCUUGUUGACGCACCUCUUGCACGCAUCAUCGGCGGAAAAAGCCGCCCGCCAACUUGGCUGGCACUACCUGGCACUAUGCAUGAUGGCCGUAGAGGAGCUGCGCAAGACAUACUUUGGCGCCGAAAUCCUCUUCAAGCUGUUCACGCGUGCACAGGAGAAGAUGCAGAGCCAGCACUCUUCGCGGGCUGUUCCCUCCAGAACGGAUUCGGUCGCGGAAUCUCCGCGAAGAAACACCCAUCAGCCCAGGCCGUUGAGUCCGCCACCUCCGAAUACAACGUGGACUGCGGGGGGCAGCAGCCUCGUAAGCCCAACUGACAAUAUCAUGUCCGAGAAUUACGAUGUUGAGUGGAUUCUCAGCCAAUGCAUGUUUCCGGACCUCUCAAGCGUGGCAACAUGGGACCAACAACAGGACACCACUCUUCCUGAAGCAUUCAAUCCCUAA